AGUCGUCAGCGGCGGACCGGCCGACCGAGAGAGGAGGGUGGUGACGCGCUAUAGGUGAACGGACAGAAGGGCGCCAGGCGACAGUGUGACUAGUGUCUCAGCGGCGCAGACGGAGUCCACAUCAACAGGAGUGAGAACUCGGGUGACAUGAGACCAGCGCAGAUCAUGAUACGACUGUUGUGUCUGACCGCGGUCGUCUGCUCCGUGGCGGCCGCUGCAGCUGUCAGAAGGCCUGCUGCUGCCGUCAGGAUGCCUGCCGCUGCCCACAGACUGCCUGCUGCUGCCGCCAGGAUGUCUGCCGCAGCUGCCAGGAUGCCUGCCGCUGCUGUCAGAAUGCCUGCCGCCGAUCAGAUGGCCGCGACCUCCACCGAGACGUCUGUAGUGUCGGCGCCAACCGAGGCCGAGGCACGCUCCAUCCGACCAGCCGGAGGUCCCCGGCACCGCGUCAAACAGUUAAAACAGAGCCACGCCAUGCGCUGGGUCGGCUUCGGUACGCCGCCUACCCUGUGGAAGGUGCCGAAGCCGCCGGUGACACCCGCCUGGCGCUUCGAGCCGAGCGUCAGCUCUGGCUCCAGUUUCUGGCCCAACAUCAUGCACGCCAUGGGAGAUCACCCGCAGAAGACGGCCAGCGACAAACCGGAGACUAAAACGGCCACCGCAGCUGCUGGUGCAGCUAAAUCGGCCUCCGCGGCAGUUACCGCCAAGUCCGCCGCUAGCGCUGAUUCAAAGGUGUCUCGUUUGAACGCACUGACAUCCAACACGUACCAGCCUGACGCCGGGACAGCAGUGGGGUCCGACUGGGUAGCGACACAGGUGGCUCGUCCAGCCGCCGCUCGGCGAGCCACCGAGACCAGCACGACUAGUGGAACCGAGAGUGCCACCCAGGGCCCGGCCGCCGUGACCAGUACGUCAGCUACAGCACGGCGCGGUCAACAGUCCGGCGGCUGGCUGCGCGUGUUCUCCGUUCAGCCUCCGACCGACGACACAGCGGCGGCAGACUCGGCCACCGACCGGCAGGAUUUGGGUGAGGACACGGAGGGGUCCCGCCGACCGCGCGGCCCCCCGACGCAGCAGUACCGCGCCGAGUAUGUGGUGGAGCCGCCGGCCGGCGGAGCGGUGAUCGACAGUCCGCAGCAGUUCCCCGUGCAGCAGGUGCCGUCCGUGCCGCAGCACCGGCCGGGCCGCCGCCAGCCGCCCCGCCGCGGGUUCAUGGACAACAUGCUAACGCGACUGUUCGGCAGCAGCAGCCCGCAGCUACAGCGGCAGCGGCCCGGAUCGCACCGCCCGAGCGCGCAUCGCCAGCGACCCGCGCCGCAGCAGCAGUUCCGGCAGCAGAGUCGCCCUGCACAGCAGCAACAGCAAAACAACCUCCCGCAGCUGGACAACUUCCAAGAUCAGGAGAAAAGCACCCAACAGCAGAACAACUCCCAGCAGCAGACCGCUCCUAAACAGCAGCAGGAGCCACAACAGCGGGAGACACAGCAGCAGGAGACUCAGCAGCAAGAGAACACCUUCCAGCAGCAGCAUCAGCUGUUCCAACAGCCUCAGCUGGAAAAUCUACAGCAGUUUACCCAGCAGCAACUCGACCAGCCGCCGUUCGGCCAGCAGCAGUUUGCCGGCGCGCCGUUCUCCGUUGCUGAUCAGUUUUCUCCCAGCGUCCCGGUCGGCGCGGACCCGACUCACUUCCGUCCCGUGCAGGUCACCAAGCAGCAGCAGCCCCUCCAGCAGCGCCCGCGUCAGCCGCAGCCUCAGCAGUACCCGGAGACGGAGAGCGGAUUCAGCGUCUCCUCUCAGUUCCCUCACUACAGUCCCGCUGCCGCCGGUCCGGCGUCCGUCGACGCUGUUGAACAAUUCGAGCCGGUACGUCUGGCUCCGGUGGGCCAGUCUCUGAACGACAGUCCGGCGAGCCGGACGGCAGCGCUGACGGCUGCCUACCUGCAGAACCCACAGAGCGGCACCAGACGUGACGACGACACCACCUCUGAUGACGACGUGGUGGAGCUCGUCAUCGAGUACGAUAACGACCUGGAGGGUAUCGUCGACGAGCUACUGCGCGAGGUGCGCGGCAGGAGCGGCGGGGGCGAGCGGGCGGCGGCCGACCGGGAGCCGGAGCCGGCCGCCAGCCAGCUGCGGCGCCGCCCGUUCACUGUUCAGCAGCUGGAUCAGCGGCUUGGGCUGGCGCACCAGCCCUACUACCACAUCGCCAUGGCGCUGCACGGCCUGACGCAGGGCCAGAGCCGACGCUGAUGUCGCUCUGUCACAGACGGGGUGUUAUUAGGGGAGGUUAGCUGUAAGGCAGCAACAUUCGUAGGCGGAAG
Amphibalanus amphitrite is the source of this 2318-nucleotide messenger RNA. RefSeq names its product RNA polymerase II degradation factor 1-like. The record is from RefSeq and is a predicted model, not a curated record. The coding region runs from base 148 to 2247 and encodes 699 amino acids. NCBI's taxonomy places the organism in Eukaryota, Metazoa, Arthropoda, Thecostraca, Balanomorpha, Balanidae. The transcript is spliced from 2 exons.